Messenger RNA from Labrus mixtus (cuckoo wrasse), 672 nucleotides. RefSeq names its product CD59 molecule (CD59 blood group) (gene cd59b). The transcript is spliced from 3 exons. The record is from RefSeq and is a predicted model, not a curated record. The coding region runs from base 160 to 513 and encodes 117 amino acids. Lineage: Eukaryota; Metazoa; Chordata; Actinopteri; Labriformes; Labridae.
AAGAGUUGUUCUCAGUCGUCUGUCGUCGUUCCUCGGGGACAGAGUGGAUCAGACCGUACUCCAAACCUGGUGUGGACGCUCCGCUGCUCCCUCCUGACUCCUCCUGACUCCUCCUGUCUCCUUCUCCUGACUCCUUCUCCUCGCCUGCAGGGAGACGAGAUGCCGCGCUGCCUCUGGUUCCUGCUGCUCUUCUCCGGGAUGCUCCAUGUGGGUUCUGCACUCAGCUGCUAUAGGUGCUCGGAUUACACGGGCCGCUGUCAGAACGUGCAGGAGUGUACAUAUGAGGACUCGUGUAUUUCUCUGAGUGAGAGAGGCGGGAAGACGAUCCGUCAGUGCAUCAGGUACACGGACUGCGAUAACUCCCGCCUCACUCAGAUGUUCCCGGCGAUCUCGGGCUUCACGUACCGCUGCUGCAGCAGCAACCUGUGCAACUCCAGCAACGCUGUUGCCACGGCAACGUCCAUGCUGGCCCUGGUGGGGUCCCUGCUGAGCUCCUGGUGGUGCUGGAGCUAAAAGUUUAAAGGAGUUUAAAUGUUUCUGUUAACAUGAACUAAACUGUUGACAUUUACAGGUUCUCAGGUCACGUUUGGAAGAAAGAUUUUUCACCUUGUUUGCUAAUUUUCAAUUUCAUACUUUUACCAUUUUAAUAAUAAAUACGAGAAAACCACUAAA